Molecule: messenger RNA, 984 nt
Organism: Beauveria bassiana ARSEF 2860
Lineage: Eukaryota; Fungi; Ascomycota; Sordariomycetes; Hypocreales; Cordycipitaceae
Product: MIPC synthase
Exons: 1
Coding region: 1-984 (327 amino acids)
Biological process (GO): mannosyl-inositol phosphorylceramide biosynthetic process
Molecular function (GO): mannosyltransferase activity
Source: RefSeq, a predicted model, not a curated record
AUGGUAUUGUUGUACUGCAAAAGAGCCUCCCGCGUCGCGCUGCUGGCCAGUGCGGCGGCUGCCUUCUUCCUCUUCUUCCUCCUUCAUCACAUCCUCUUCCCUAGCGUUGCCUCUCCCGAGAGGCUCAAAGAGGCCGCCGAUACCGUCGACCACUGCGACACACCGAGAAACAACACAAAGCCCCGGAUACCAAAUAUUGUACACCAAAUAUGGAAAAACAAAGAUCUAUCCACCUACCCACUCACGGCGUCCUCGAGCAGCUGGGAGUGGCAAUUCGAAAAGGCAAACUACACCAUCAAGCUCUGGACAGAAGCCGACAUUGUAAAUCUCGUCAAGACAUCGUACCCGUGGUUCCAGUCUACCUACGAAUCUUACAAGUACGACAUUCAGCGCGCCGAUGUUGCUCGGCUGAUGGUGGUGCACCACGAAGGCGGCAUCUACGCCGACCUGGAUGCCUACCCCUCGGAGGAUACCUCGGCCGACACGAUAGCCUGCCUGCAAGCUCUCGGCUACCAGGCCAUUCUGUCGCCCACCAGCGAGGAUAGGGGCAUCAGCAACCACUUCUUCAUGGCGGAGCGCGGCUCCGAGUUUCUCCUGUGGGCGCUGCACGAGGCCAAGAAGAGGGCAACCUCGCUCUCCGGACGCUUCAUGCUGCCCUACGUGGCCGUCUUCUGGUCCACGGGCCCCAUGAUGGUCACGGCCGUCAUGAACGAGUACGCCUGGCUGUACAACCAGGCGGCCGAAAUCAAAUCCAUGGCGGUGCUGAAGGACUCGUUCCUCCACAGCUUCGUCCACCACGCCGCCGGCAGAUCUUGGCAUGGCUCCGACGGGCGUGCGUUGAACUACAUUGCAGAUCACUUUCAGGACAUCUUUGCGCCGGCUUUGAUUGUUGUGGCGGCUGUGGCCACGGCACUCUUUGUCGCGCGGCGAUGGAGACGGUUUCGCCCACACGUCUACAAGGCCGUCCGCUCGUCGCAAGUAUAA